GCUGCUGGCUCUCUCUCUCCGCUCUUGGCUUGGCAGUAGCAGGAGUGCGCAGGCGGGGCUUGCAGCUCUGCUAGCGCGUAGUAACGGAGCGGGGCUUACGAGAGUCGUCAUUCAAGACCUGUUAGAAGCUACAAGAAAAAAAUGGGGAGGGUUUUCCUCACAGGAGAAAAAGCCAACACAGUAUUAAAACGCUACCCAAGAGCCAAUGGGCUUUUUGAAGAAAUAAGACAGGGCAACAUUGAGCGUGAGUGCAGAGAAGAAGUCUGCACAUUUGAAGAAGCCAGAGAGGCUUUUGAAAAUCAUGAAAAAACUAAGGAGUUUUGGAGCACAUACACAAAAGCACAACAAGGAGAAACCAACAGAGGAAGUGACUGGUUUCAGUUUUAUCUUACUUUUCCAUUAAUCUUUGGCCUCUUCAUUAUUCUCCUUGUCAUCUUCCUAAUCUGGAGAUGCUUUCUAAGAAACAAAACUCGGAGACAGACAGUGACUGAAAGCCACAUUCCUUUCCCUCAGCAUCUUAACAUCAUUACUCCACCUCCUCCACCAGAUGAAGUCUUUGAUAGCAGUGGAUUGUCUCCAGGAUUUUUGGAAUAUGUUGUUGGGCGAUCAGAUUCGGUUUCCACUCGCCUUUCCAACUGUGACCCCCCACCAACCUACGAGGAAGCCACUGGCCAGGUGAACCUGAGAAGGAGUGAAACAGAAUCUCAUUUGGACCCACCACCAGAAUAUGAAGACAUAGUCAACUCCAGUUCAGCUAGUGCCAUUGCUAUGGUGCCUGUGGUCACCACCAUCAAAUGAAGCUGCAAAACUUUUUUUACUUUAAUCAUUUCUAAAAUACUAAUGGAAAAACUUUCUAGCACUUUACUACUACAUAAAUGUGCAUUGACAUAUUUUAUUAGACUUUUAGAGCAUACCACUUCAUAUUUACUGCUUUGAUUUAUCUUAAUUUUAUUACUUAUUACAAAAUCAUUAUCUGUGGUUUUUUUUUUUACAAAGGGAAACAUGAAAGAAAGACAUGUCGGUGGCAGUCUUUAUGUACUGUAAAGAAUGCACAUGUAUAUAUAUAGCCACAUGUGUACCAUCCAAUUUGUGUACAACUAACUUCUACCACACCACCCAUAAAGACAGCAUUACUCACCAAAAUUGAAAAGGCAGGGGUCACAGACAGUAUAUGUGAUUGACAACAACAUGCAUGUUUCUUAAUUAAAGACAUUGGUCAACUUCCUAUUUCUUCUUUCAUGAAUGGAACAAAUAUGCAUGGAUUCAUCCUCAAUAUUAGAAACAUCUCAACAGAGAGAGACAAGAGACAGAGCAUGUAGCAUUUAUUAUAUGUGCUUGAAAUCAUUGAUCAUUAGUGGCAUUUAGCUCAUUUUGUACUGGGGUUUUUCUUCUUGGCUGAUUACCAAACACUGUCCCAUUAAAAUUUUCUUAGCAUCUUUGAAUGUUUCAUCCCACUCGUAUUAAUAUCUUGCUUGCAAGUAUUUCUAGGUAAUGAAGUAAUGUUUGUGUUAAUGACAGGGAGUAGAUACUGACUACUCCAUUGCUUAUUGUGUGAUUGGCAAUAAUUUUUUAUACUAAUUUUUAUUCUCAUCGCUACUGCAGACUCUCCAUAUACCCAAGAAUUAAGCCAAAAUCAAUUUUGAAUCGUUUUCUUAAUGUUUUGCACAGGUUAAAAGUCUUACUCUCAAAAUUAUUAGUACACAAUUUUUCAUUUAGUUAUAAACUGUGACUUUUGUGUUAAUGU
Messenger RNA from Grammomys surdaster, 1744 nucleotides. It is a transcript of the gene Prrg1, whose product is annotated as proline rich and Gla domain 1. The record is from RefSeq and is a predicted model, not a curated record. Gene Ontology annotation, molecular function: calcium ion binding. The coding region runs from base 142 to 798 and encodes 218 amino acids. Lineage: Eukaryota; Metazoa; Chordata; Mammalia; Rodentia; Muridae. The transcript is spliced from 4 exons. Gene Ontology annotation, cellular component: extracellular region.